AUGAGCUUUGCCCGGCCAGCGAGAUGUCUGUUCUGCAACUUCUCCCGAAAUGCGAUCCCCGGCACGCGAGUCCCUCGUCGCCAAUUCCACCCGACCCCGGCGCCAUUGUCGAACCGGAAACCCAAGAUUCCCAGUGUUAAGGCCCCUGAGAAACAGAAUGGCUCGUCAUCUCGACAAGACCUGAAGCCGGAGGACUUCAAGGCCUACACCGAGGAGGAGACGGCCCACCUGGCCAAGGAGUAUUCGGCCGCCCAGAUGGAGGCUAUCAAGGCUGGUGAAGCAGCCAUCAGCCCUAAGGAUCUGUCCGAACAGUCCGUUCGCCGUACCGACCCCUACCGAUUCAAGUAUCUCGACGACUUCUCCGUUAUCGAACCCGGUAUCGAUCGCCACGUCCGCGCCCCCGAGACGAACUCUGAUUACAACUUCAAGCUGAAGUCCGAGGAUCAAUUCAUUGAGGAUUUUGGUCGAUUCUUCGCCGAGUCGAAUGAGGAUAUCAGGCCAGCGGACUUUGUGCGAUUCGCCGAGUCCCUGCGGUUGACGGAGGGCAAGGAGGAGAACGAGUUGAACCCGCACAGCGCUCUGGUGCCCGAUCUUUUCGGCCCCGGCGAGACCAUUGACGAGCCUCGCGUGGAGGAGCGCAAGACUGCGGCGGAGAAGGGCGAGAAGGAGCGUUCUCUGGAGGCUGAGGAGUUGACCGAUGCCCUAAAGAGCCUUCUUUUGGCUACCGGCUACACCGAGCGUCAGGUCCGGGAGCUGCGCACCAAGACUCUUGUUUCUCACAGUGUCGUCAACCAGACCCGUCUGGGUAAGGUUCGUCGCGCCUACCGUUUGUCCGUCGCUGGCAAUGGAAACGGUCUUCUGGGUAUUGGCGAGGGUAAGUCCGAGGAGGCUGCCGAUGCCAAGAUCCAAUCUCAAUACCGUGCCAUUCGUAACAUGCAGCCUGUCCCUCGCUAUGAGAACCGCACCAUCUUCGGCGACGUCAAGGGCAAGGUCGGGGCUGUGGAGCUGCAAUUGAUGCACCGUCCUCCUGGCUUCGGUCUCCGUACCCAGCACCUGAUCUAUGAAAUGUGCCGUGCCGCCGGUAUCCAUGACCUCGCUGCGCGGGUCAACCGCUCCCGGAACAAGAUGAACACAGUCAAGGCUGCCUACGAGGCUCUCAUGAGCCAACGCGACCCGGAGGAAGUUGCCCGGGCCCGCGGCAAGAAGAUGGUCGAUGUCCGCAAGGUGUACUACGCGGGGAAGGUCUAG
Messenger RNA from Penicillium argentinense, 1248 nucleotides. RefSeq names its product mitochondrial 37S ribosomal protein uS5m. Lineage: Eukaryota; Fungi; Ascomycota; Eurotiomycetes; Eurotiales; Aspergillaceae. The coding region runs from base 1 to 1248 and encodes 415 amino acids. The record is from RefSeq and is a predicted model, not a curated record. Gene Ontology annotation, cellular component: ribosome. Gene Ontology annotation, molecular function: structural constituent of ribosome; RNA binding. Gene Ontology annotation, biological process: translation. The transcript has 2 exons.